Aureobasidium pullulans EXF-150 is the source of this 1600-nucleotide messenger RNA. RefSeq lists its product as uncharacterized. The transcript has a single exon. The record is from RefSeq and is a predicted model, not a curated record. NCBI's taxonomy places the organism in Eukaryota, Fungi, Ascomycota, Dothideomycetes, Dothideales, Saccotheciaceae. The coding region runs from base 241 to 1365 and encodes 374 amino acids.
UCCAACUCACGCGACGAUGGACUGGCCACGCUCUCUCCCGCCUAUCGCGCGGUCAUCAUAGGCUGAACCAAUCCGUUUAUUUGCUUACUAGAGUAAUAUCCUCAAAUGCUCUCAUACCGCAUCACAACGACCAAACAAGCUCAGGCUGAAACCUCGUCCCAUCCAAACAGGACUAUAUGAUCCUGCCCUUGCCUCUGUAUCUUGCCUUCCUCUUCCUUCACACACGAGAUCAGACUCAAAAUGUUCAUCCCCACUAUUUCAACAGUCCUGAGUGCCCUCAGUACCCUGAGUGGCCUUGCUGCCAUUCCUACUCAGCAUCCCUCGUCCUCAUCAGAUGUUGCACUCAACCCUCAUGAUGUCGUUGUUAGCAGCCAAACGCGCGUUGGAAGAGUUACUGAAUCUUGCUAUCAGCCCAUCCUAGGACUUCGACAAUGUACUAUGUAUACGGUCUAUGGCGACUCAUUCAGAGGAGAAGCUGCUGCAAAGACGACCAUGAGUAGCAAACCUACCGAAACUCCUGGAGAUGAUACCGAAGAUGAGGUGGUCACUGUCACUGUCGAUGCGCCCGAGAAAAUCGUCACUGUAACUACAACUGAGGAACUAGAGACAGUAUGGGAAGAUGUCAUCACCACUGUGCAUGUCACUUCCACUGUGGAUCUUCCUGAAGUCACAGUGACAGAGACUGCGAAAGCAAGUACUACCAUCGACGAACCCAAGAAUACAGCGGAACGCAUUCGUCACCACCCAAAAACCUCCGCCACUCCAUCAACCAAGAGAGCCAAGCCCUCUUCCUCUGCUUCCUCCCCUGCCUCGAAGAAGACUUCUUCUUUCUCCGAUCGUCGCAGUAAGAAGCCAAAGACCACUUCUGCCUCUGCUGUUGCAUCUACCGCUGUGGCUUCCUCUAUCUCUACAUCGGCAUCGUCAUCGAAUCCCCUCCGAGACUUGUUCGACUCGCUCGACUCGUAUUACGAAUGCCCUCCGCUCAUGCCGAAACAGUUUUGCGAGGAUUUCAAACUCAAGAAGAUCAGAGCCUCUUCUGCCUCAGUCUCUGCUUCCGCCACAGCUUCCGCCACCUCUGAUUCUUCACCCCCUUUUCUUGAUGAUUUCACCGUUGCAUGGACCGCACCUCCCUCGUCAGCUCCGACCACGAUGGGUCUUGAUGAUUUCACCAUUGCGUGGACCGCACCUCCCUCGCCAGCUCCGACUACGAUGGGCACGGUGGUCAAAGUAAACAUAGUGGCCGAGGCGACGCAAAGCGCCACCACUCAAACUUUGGAUUGGGAAGACAAAAUCGAUGAUUCUUUCGAGAACAGGGACUGGUUCGUGCCCAAGAACUUUACGUUGCAUGGAUCUCGCACUGUUUGAGGUACUUUGAGUUGGGCUGGAUAUGAAGGAAAGAAAAGGAGUUCGAUACCUUUCCAACAAAAACAGGAGAAGUCAAGAAGACAUGAAGAAGGACUAGGAAACCGAGAAGCCGAGAAGAUCAUAAAACACUUAGAAAAUGAGAAAGAAAUGCAACUACAGGAAUUGUCAAGACGAACGAGUUCAAUACUCCAGAUCUGAGGAUUAAUCUUACAACCGAGGAUACGGAAACAAUCCU